UAUUGUGAAUUAAUCAUUAAUUGAGUGAAAAGUUUAAAUUUCACUGGGAAGUUAUCAGUUGGCAGAAUAUAGUUUAACUCUUCAUUGCUCAUGACAGCUCACUUAGCCACUACAGCGUUGCACAAAGUCAAGAUGGAGUUAAGAUUAGACUCUUACAAAUAAAUGGUUUUGUGGGCACUUGAUAUUUUUCUUCUCACUCUUUUUUUUGGAGGAGUUGAGCACUUGACAUAAAAAAACUAUCAAAGUAUACUAAUCCUAACCUCAUCUUCCCCGAUGGACCCAUGUUCACCUAAUCUUUAGCUCUUUCUGCAUUAUUGCCUGCCCAACUAGUCUUCACCUAAUCUGCACUGGAGUACAUCGAUCUCUUCUUGGUCACCAUUGAGACUCGGUUAACAGUACUAUGGCAGAAUCAUUGCUUCUUCCUGUGGUACGAGGCGUGGCCAGCAAGGCCGCGAGCAUCCUCGUCCAGACCGUGACCCGCAUGUGUGGUGUUGACGAUGACCGCUGCAAAUUGGAGCGCCAGCUGCUGGCCGUCCAGUGCAAGCUGACCGACGCCGAGGUGAAGAGCGAAAACAACCAGUACGUCAAGAGGUGGAUGAAGGACUUCAGGACCGUCGCCUAUGAGGCUGACGACGUCCUCGACACCUUCCAGUAUGAGGCGCUGCGCUGCCAAGCCCAUACCGGCGUGUCCAGGACACACAAGGUACUCAGCCACUUCACGUCACACAGCCCGCUACUCUUCCGUCUUACUAUGAGUAGGAAGCUGAGAAACAUCCUCGAGAAGAUCAAUGAACUUGUCACAGAGAUGAACACUUUUGGCCUCCUGAACAGUGUGGAGCCGCCGCAGGUUCCUUGUCGGCAGACACACUCAGCACUGGAUGAAUAUGCGGAGAUCUUUGGAAGGGAUGAUGACAAGGAGGUGGUGGUGAAACUUUUGCUCGACCAGCAAGAUAAUCAGAAGUUGCAGGUGCUGCCAAUCUUUGGGAUGGGAGGUUUGGGCAAGACGACUCUUGCCAAGAUGGUGUACAACGACCACAGGGUCCAGCAACAUUUUCAUUUGAGCAUGUGGCACUGUGUCUCUGAAAACUUUGAAGCCAAGGUAACAUGCAACUUGCCAGACACCAUCGAGAUGUUGCGGGGGCGACUUCAGGAAGUCAUUGGGCAGAAAAGGUAUCUCCUUGUUCUUGAUGACGUAUGGAAUGAAGAGGAGAGGAAGUGGGAAGACGAUCUGAAGCCACUGCUCUGUUCUGUUGGUGGGACAGGAAGUGUUGUAGUUGUCACAUGUCGAAACCAGCAAGUGGCGUCCAUAAUGGGCACGCUAGGACCUCAUAAGCUAGCAUGUCUAAGCGAAGAUGAUUCAUGGGAACUGUUCUCGAAGAAAUCUUUUAGUAAUGGUGUAGAGGAGCGAGCAGAGUUGGUCGCCAUUGGCAAGCAUAUUGUUAAGAAAUGCAGGGGGCUUCCUCUUGCUCUGAAGACAAUGGGUGGUUUGAUGAGUUCCAAACAACUAGUGCAGGAAUGGGAGGCCAUAGAAAAAAGCAGUAUUGGGGAUAAUAUAAGAGGCAAAGAUGAGAUCCUACCCAUACUAAAAUUGAGCUACCGACACUUGACAGCCGAAAUGAAGCAAUGUUUUGCCUUCUGUGCUCUCUUUCCCAAGGACUUUGAGAUGGAAAAGGACACAUUGAUCCAGCUAUGGAUAGCAAAUGGUUUUAUUCAAGAAGAGGGCACAAUGGAUUUGACACAGAAGGGAGAAUCCAUUUUUCGUGAUCUGGUUUGGAGAUCCUUCCUCCAAGAUGUGAAGACAAAGAAACUUUAUUCCGUUGGCACAAGAUAUGAGGAAAUUGGAUGUAAAAUGCAUGAUUUAAUGCAUGACCUAGUGAAAGAUGUCACAGAUGAAUAUGCAACUAUAGAAGAGCUGAUUCAGCAAAAGGCAAUGAUAAAAGAUGUUCGUCACAUGACAACUGUAUAUGCAUGGUCUGAAGAGGAGCAUGUUAGUAGUGUGUUCAAAGACACCGUCUCUCUCCGCACUGUCUUUAAGCCUUUAAUACUACCCAAGAAUUUGAAGGAGUCAGGACUGGAAUCGUUAAGAGUCUUGUGUUGCGGGGAUCCUUCUAUUAUCCAUAAUCGGGUCAUAAAUGGAAAACAUUUGCGGUAUUUGGACCUUUCUAUGUCUGGCAUUAUUAGAAUGCCAAAUUCAAUAUGUUCGUUGUAUAACCUGCAAUCUUUGAGACUUAAUGGUUGCAGCCUUCUACAACAGUUACCAGAAGGCAUGAGUACUAUGCGGAAGCUUAUCCACCUUUAUCUUUUUGGAUGUGAUAGUUUGGAACGGAUGCCUCCAAAUAUUGGACUACUGCACAACCUUCAUACCCUAACAAAUUUUGUUGUGGAUAUUGAAGUUGGUUGUGGAAUCGAGGAGCUCAAAGAUCUGAGGCACCUUUCAAAUAGGUUAGAACUUUACAAUUUGAGAAAAGUAAAGAAUGAAAAUAAUGCUCAAGAAGCCAAUCUCCACCAGAAGCAGAAUAUAACUGAACUGUUGAUGCAUUGGGGGUGCGGGAAAUAUGACAUGCCUGAAGAUGAGGCUUGUAAUGAUGAACAAGUGUUGGAGGCUCUUAUACCUCACAGUAAGCUCCACGUUUUGGGGGUACAUGGAUAUGGUGGCCUAGAAAUAUCCCAAUGGAUGAGAGAGCCUGAGAUGUUCCGGUGCCUGAGAAAGCUUGAUAUGUCCAACUGCCCAAACUGCAAGAAUAUACCCAUAGUAUGGCUAUCAGACUCUCUUGAGUAUUUGUUGUUAUACAACAUGUGUAACCUGACCACAUUAUGUAAUAGUCUUGACAUGGAAGGUGGAGGAUACAGCACCCCUGUACGGAUUUUCCCGAAGUUGACGGAAAUGACUUUAGAUAAGUUACCCAACUUGGCGAUAUGGGUUGAGAAUAGUGUAACAGAGCCGAAUAGGUUGGUAAUGUUCCCAAUGCUCAUGGUGUUAAAAAUGAAGGAUUGCCCGAAACUUGCGAGUGUUCCUGAGAGCCCCGUCUUGAAAGAUCUGAACAUAGAAAACUGCUGCAGUCUUCCAGUGAGUUCGCUUGCACAUCUAAAAUCAUUGUGUGACCUCCAAUGUGAUGGAAAAGGUAUCAUGUGUACAAAUAUGCCUUUGGGCUCUUGGCCAUCUCUUGUCAGUUUAACUGUUCUCUCACUCGUGAACAUGAUGAUGGUCCCUCUAGAGGACCAGCAAACCCGGAGACAUGCGGAAACCCUUCGGUUUUUGAAGCUUCAUGGUCCCAACUGCUUCUUAACAACACCAGGAUUCUCAAAAUCGCAACUUGGCCUUUGGGAAUGCUUUUCUUUUGUGGAAGAAUUGUGGCUUAAUCAGUGCGAUGAUCUUGCCCGCUGGCCAACAGAGGAGCUCCAGAGCUUGCAACGCCUCCGCUCUCUGCAUAUUUGGUCUUGUGCCAACCUGGAGGGGAGGGGUUCAUCGUCUGACGAGACUUUGCCACUGUCUCAUCUGGAGAAGUUGGAUAUUCGCAAUUGUCGCACUUUAUUAGAGAUUCCCAAGUUGCCUGCAUCCCUGGAGGAAUUGCAGAUUACCCAGUGCAAGAACCUGGUGGCGCUGCCUUCAAACCUUGGAGAUCUAGCCAAGCUGAGGGUUCUCUAUGUGGAUCGCUGUUGUGGCCUUACAGAAUUACCUGGUGUGAUGAAUGGCUUCACUUCCCUCGAGCGAUUGCAAAUUCAUGGGGUGGAGGAAUUCCAGCAGGUUCCCGUUCAGUGGCUCCCAGCCAUCAAAUCCUUCAUAAUAAUGGGCUGCCCAGAGUUGCAAAGACGCUGCAGAGAAGGCGGGGAGUAUUUCCACUUGGUCUCCUCUAUCCCGGGUAAAUGCAUUCCAUCACCAGAACCCCAGCACGAAGAAACCGAAUCGAGCAUGAAGAAGUUUCUGAAGAGGCUCCUCCCUUCGUGUGCUGAUGGCUCACUCUAACUUAACUCUGAUUCAGCCACUCAGCAUGUUCUUCUGCAUGUUCGAGUUAGGAUCCUAGAUGAAAAAUCCAUCUUCACCUUUGCUGACUUUGAGAUUUUUGGGCUGGGUCACAUGGACUCCAUUUGUCACAUUUGUUCUCCGGAGUUCACAUUUGGGCCAUUCCCAACACGUUGACCUUAUCUCAUCGGUCACUGUAAUUAGCAGAGAUGCAACUCAUGGAGGUCUUAUUAGUAGCUACUCGAACUGUUAGCUGGUGAUUCAGUGGAGAUAUUAAGCAUCUACCGUUCUGGUAGUCGGCUUGCGGCGUCCCAUGAGGAAUUGGCGAUUUCAGAUUGCAAAAAGGUUUUGUGGCAUGGCUUUCAAACCUGAGAAAACUGGGCAAGCUAAGGACGCUCUGACAGCGCCGCAUGAUGGACUGAAUGGCCUCACUUCUCUUCAGCAAUAGGCAAACUUCCAGUCAGUCCUGUGUUUAUAUGCCAUCUACUACUACUACCUGUGCAGCUGCAUUAUGUCGCCAUCAGUCCGUGCUUAUUCAUUCGCUACAUCCAGGGACCCCCUGUUCCGUUUCAGACAUUUCAUCUGUCUUUGUGCUCCCACCACCAGGGCAUUUGUGGGUGCAUUUAGGGACUUUUUAGUUUUCUUUUCCUCCGCCUAGGCAUAGCUUCGGUCUUGUAUGACUGCUAUUUGCCUGCGUGAUUCUUUAUGUGUGUGAGUUGGUGUUGGUUGUGUGCAUCCUAGUUAUGCAGGGGCCGGGUGUGUGGUCAUUGUGUUUGUAUCCCUUGAGGCCUUGAUGCUUCAUUUCACCCUUUGUCAAAAAAAUGACCCCUUGCUGUCAUUGUCUUUGAUCUGCAGCAAGCCAAUAGUGAUAGAAUGGAGAAUCCUAAAACUUUUGUGUAUUUUGCU
Molecule: messenger RNA, 4867 nt
Organism: Triticum aestivum (bread wheat)
Lineage: Eukaryota; Viridiplantae; Streptophyta; Magnoliopsida; Poales; Poaceae
Product: disease resistance protein RGA2
Exons: 3
Coding region: 401-3964 (1187 amino acids)
Molecular function (GO): ADP binding
Source: RefSeq, a predicted model, not a curated record